AUGUCUGACAACCUGAAGAGCGCCUCGGUCGAUGAAGUGGACCGGUCGUCCGCUUCUGGCCUCCAUCACAAGGAUACGCAUGAUUCGCGGUAUAUCGAGGAGGCAAAGGGCGGUCCGGGAGAAGCCCUCUCUGAGGCCCACCAGGAAUAUCUGCUCGCUCGUCAUGGCAGACUCGAUCUACAGCCGGUUCCUGACAUGACCGAUGCUGAUCCUUACAACUGGCCCAAGAGAAAGGCAUUGAUCAACCUCAUACUCGUCGCGUUUCAUGCCAUGAUGGCAACCUUCACUGCUGCUGCCAUCCAGUCCGCCUUCGCAGACAUCGCCAUCGACUUGAACGUCAGCCUCCAACGUGCCAGCUACUUGACGUCUCUGGUGAUAGCAAUCCUCGGCGCCGCGCCGCUGUUCUGGAGACCAUUGUCAGACCGCUAUGGAAGAAGGCCAAUAUUCCUCCUCUCGCUCAUAUGCAGCCUCAUAGGCAAUGCCGGCUGUGCGAAGAGCCCAUCCUACGCCACCAUGGGACUGUGCCGUGCCAUCACCGCCUUCUUCAUCUCUCCCGCCGGCGCCAUCGGCAGUGCUGUUGUGCAGGAGACAUUCUUCAAGCACGAAAGAGCCAAAUUCAUGGGCGUCUGGACCCUUUUCGUCACACUCGGCGUCCCCACGGCACCCUUCAUCUUCGGCUUCGUUGCACUCCGCGUCGGCUAUCGCUGGAUAUACUGGAUCCUCGCCUGCACCAACGCCGUCCAACUCCUCCUCUACACCUUCCUCGGCCCCGAAACGCGCUACAUCCGCACGCCCACCACCACCCCAUCUCCCCCCACCAGCGCCCCCUCCUUCACCCGCAAAUACCUCACCUUCACCCGUCUCGACCCCACGCCCCUCACGCUCUCCUCCUUCCUCUCCCCUCUCCACUUCUUCGCCGCGCCGCGCGUCCUCGUCCCCACCCUCGCCUACGCCACCACCUUCCUCUUCGCCUCCAUCCUCAUCAGCAUCGAGAUCCCGCAGAUCUUCGUCGAAAAGUUCCACCUCAACACGCAGGCCAUCGGGCUGCAGAACCUCUCGCUGAUCAUCGGCUCCGUCAUCGGCGAGCAGAUGGGCGGCCGCAUGAGCGACUGGUGGAUGCAGCGCCGCCGCAAACGGACCGGGGGAAGCGAAGAGAGGCCCGAGUUCAGGCUGUGGCUGAGCUACGGCGGGUACCUGCUCGCGAUCGCUGGCGUCGUCGUGUUUCUCGUGCAGACGGGGGCGGCGAGGGAGGGGCGGUGGAACAUCACGCCGGUGAUUGGGGCGGCGGUGGCGGCGGUGGGGAACCAGAUCGUGACGACGGUGCUGAUUACGUAUGCGGUGGAUUGCUAUAGGGAGGAGGCGGCGGGGGUGGGCGUGUUUGUGACGUUUGUGAGGCAGACGUGGGGGUUUAUUGGGCCGUUUUGGUUUCCGGACAUGCUUGAGAAUGUGGGGCUGUAUGGCAGCGCUGGUAUCUGCACUGCGUUGAUUGUUGGAAUCAGCAUGAUCCCGACAGUCUUUCUGCAGUGGAAGGGACAUUCAUGGCGCUGA
Messenger RNA from Diplodia corticola, 1548 nucleotides. RefSeq names its product mfs multidrug transporter. Gene Ontology annotation, molecular function: transmembrane transporter activity. Bases 1 to 1548 code for a protein of 515 amino acids. Gene Ontology annotation, biological process: transmembrane transport. The transcript has 5 exons. Lineage: Eukaryota; Fungi; Ascomycota; Dothideomycetes; Botryosphaeriales; Botryosphaeriaceae. The record is from RefSeq and is a predicted model, not a curated record.